Molecule: messenger RNA, 471 nt
Organism: Olea europaea var. sylvestris
Lineage: Eukaryota; Viridiplantae; Streptophyta; Magnoliopsida; Lamiales; Oleaceae
Exons: 2
Coding region: 1-471 (156 amino acids)
Source: RefSeq, a predicted model, not a curated record
AUGGUUAGAAAAUUAAGUUACUUUCCUGGUUUCCAAGUAAAGCAAACUAAUGAUGGGUUAUUUAUAUGCCAAUCAAAUUGUGUAAAAGACAUUGUCAAGAGAUUUGGACUAGACAGCAAGAAACAUACUAGAACGCCCAUGAGCACAAGUGUUAAGUUAAGUCAUGAUCUUACAGGUAAGAGUGUUGAUCAGACACUAUAUGAGAGUAUGAUAGGUAAUUUACUUUAUCUUAGUGCCUGUAGAUCUGGCAUAGCUUUUAGUGUUGGGUUAUGUUUAAGAUUUCAGGCUGAUCCUAAGAAAUCUCACUUGUAUCAUAAACUCUUGUACUCUAGAGACUCUAAUCUUGAUCUUGCAUACUAUUCCGAUGCCAAUUGGGCUAGAAAUGUCGAUAAUAGAAAGAGCACAUCGGGAGGCUAUUUCUAUGUUGAUUCUAAUCUUGUAGUUUGGAUGAGUAAAAAAACAAAACUCUAG